AACAAAAAAAUUGAGCCUAAAACCUGUGCUUCAAUAUGAAAAGUUUCUCGUGAGUUACUACUAAUAUUCAAUUAGAGAAAUCCUAAAAAAAGAGGGUAGUUUUCAUUUCAAGUCAAUAAACGGCAACGGCGUAGCCACGGUCCAGGGUCGUCUCCGUCAUUACACGGUUCGGUAGCUGCACUCAAUUAAUUAAUUGAUUUACCAAAAAAUUUAAAAUUAAAAAGGAGAAAAGAAAAAAGAAAAAACGAGCUGGAAAGUAAAGUGAGUUUCAUUUCAUUCAUCAAUUGCAGUUUCUCAUCGUAGAUUUUGAGUUUCUACUGCUUCCUCUCUCAAAUUCCUUACAUCGCUCAACAUGAUCCGAUUCAUUCUGCUGCAGAACAGGCAGGGGAAAACCCGUUUGGCGAAAUACUAUGUCCCUCUCGAGGAUUCCGAGAAGCACAAGGUCGAAUACGAGGUUCAUCGCCUCGUUGUUAAUCGAGACCCCAAAUACACUAACUUCGUUGAGUUUAGGACUCACAAGGUAAUAUAUAGGAGAUAUGCUGGCUUGUUCUUCUCUCUAUGUGUUGACAUUACUGAUAAUGAGCUUGCUUACUUGGAGUGCAUCCAUCUAUUUGUGGAGAUUUUGGAUCACUUCUUUAGCAAUGUAUAUCUUAUACUUGAUGAAUUCAUUCUAGCGGGUGAAUUGCAAGAAACUAGUAAAAAGGCUAUCAUAGAGAGAAUGGGGGAACUAGAAAAACUUGAGUAAAAUAUUACAAUACAUUGGCAGUUUGGAGAUUUUGAUGAUUUGCGCAUGUAUCUCAGCAUAAUUCUUGUAAUUCAAUUGUGAUACAGAAUUCCGAAAAUAUUUUUCCUUGAGUAAUGUGUUUAGUAAAUCAGUACCCUACCUUCAACCUAGGCUUUGUUGGCUUGUGUUUAUAUAAAGAAGUCAUUUCACAAAUAUCAUGUUCUUUAAUAACC
Messenger RNA from Arachis ipaensis, 957 nucleotides. The record is from RefSeq and is a predicted model, not a curated record. Lineage: Eukaryota; Viridiplantae; Streptophyta; Magnoliopsida; Fabales; Fabaceae.